AGGGAAUUACGUUGUCAGUAUACCUCGCCGGACCAGUAGCAGGACGUCACGCUUAUGGGGAACUCCACUACUAAGUACACCUUCAAUGGGGAUGUGGACCCCAAUAAUGGGAGGAAGAACCGCAAUAAUGAGAAAAUGGACAUCUCCAAACCUCCCCCUCCAUCCUUCAAUAGAAUGCCGCCAAAGUCUAAGGGGUGCAUGGACGACGUGGUAAAGUUCCUGUGGAACCCCAACACGAAGGAAUUCCUUGGACGCAAUGCCGUGUCUUGGGCCAAGAUCUUACUGUUCUACCUGGUCUUCUACUCAUUCCUGGCCGGCUUCUUCGCCGUGAUGAUGGCCGUCUUCUACCAGACUCUUGACACCCGCCACCAGCCCAAGUACACGGGCCACCAGUCCCUCCUCAAUACUCCCGGUUUAGGAGUGGUGCCAGGACUUCACGGGGAUGUCAUCACAUACCAGUCCUCCCAGGACACAUCAUCCAGAGAAUACGUUCGCAUCAUCAACCAACUCAUUGAAUCGUACGACAUCGUCAAUAGGGCCCAAGUCGACUACAAGAACUGCACCUCAGAUGACACACCGACCAAGAGAGAAGUGUGCAUUUUCGACUUGAACUUGUUGGGAAGCAGCUGUAGUAAGGAGGAUAACUGGGGAUAUACGACCAGUUCUCCUUGCAUCUUCCUCAAGCUUAACAAGAUGAUCAACUGGAAACCUGAGGCUCCCCGGAGCCUGCAGGACCUGCCGCUGGGUCUCCAGGAGUACAUCAACGCCACCCAAGAUCCUCUCCAAACUCUCUCAGAACACGUGUGGGUAUGGUGCGAGUCAGAGGACAGCCAGCUGGAGCAGCCAGCACCGGGCAUACCAUUAUACUACUUCCCUUACACCAACCAGGAGGGCUACCACCGUCCCCUAGUACCUGUCCGCAUCAACGCCACUCAAGACGGCGUGGUGGUAAACUGCCGAGCCUAUGGUCACAACAUCCAGCACAAGGUCAAUAAGCGCUUGGCAGGUGAGGUCAACCUCUACGUUAAAAUUGAGGCAUAGAACUGGACUCUUGAACUGUGUUUUCCUGCUACUCAGAUGAACAAAAUAUCAUACCACUCACGAUCCUACUCUUGUGCUUAGUUUGAAACUGUCUGAAAUCCUAUAUAUAUUUAAAAUAACUGCUAUGUUAAUUUUAAAACUUUUGACACAUCAGCCAUUACAUGCUCUAAUAAUUUAAAUAAAAUAUUGAUAAUUAUUCUAAUGUACAACAAAUAAAAUAAAUUUAUUUAAAAUUUACCUGUUCAUUGUGAUUAGUGUAAAUAAAAAUUUUUUGUGAGGAGUGAAAAUGUUGAGACUAUAACUGUAACAUGUUAAUUCCUUGUGGUGACAAUCUGUUCCAUGAGACUGUUAAGCAAGUCCCAGCUGUGUCCGGGUACAAGUGACAGGAUGAACAACCUAGUGGAGUGUCCUUCCUAUUGGGUGUUGUUGUUUGUACAUAUUUCUAUGGCGGUGUGUUCACUCACUGGAUGAGUAACGCUGCUAAAUAUACUCACCCUCCGGGGAUUUUGUGUUUUAAAUGACUGCAAUAUACUCCCACGCUUAUCACAUAAACUUUCAGCUCAUAAUUUGUGUAAACUUAAAAUUACUUUCCAUGAAUACCCAAUAAUAAACAUAUAUAAAUAUGAA
Molecule: messenger RNA, 1668 nt
Organism: Procambarus clarkii (red swamp crayfish)
Lineage: Eukaryota; Metazoa; Arthropoda; Malacostraca; Decapoda; Cambaridae
Product: sodium/potassium-transporting ATPase subunit beta
Biological process (GO): potassium ion import across plasma membrane; sodium ion export across plasma membrane; intracellular potassium ion homeostasis
Cellular component (GO): sodium:potassium-exchanging ATPase complex
Molecular function (GO): ATPase activator activity
Source: RefSeq, a predicted model, not a curated record